UCUCCGCUGCGGCGCAGCACCGUGCGAAAGGGCGCAGGACCGCACUGAGGCAGGGACCCAGCUGAAAUGUUGGAAAGUGGGAUUCAGGACGCCGCAGAGGGCAGCGGCGGCUCGCCGAAACAGCCCCCACCGCCGCCGGACGUCGGCAACAAAGUGGACGUGGUGCUGGGGGCUCAGUGGGGCGACGAGGGGAAAGGAAAAGUUGUGGAUCUGCUGGCACAGGACGCCGACGUAGUGUGCAGAUGUCAGGGAGGCAACAACGCAGGACACACAGUGGUGGUUGACUCAGUGGAGUACGACUUUCACCUCCUCCCCAGCGGCAUCAUCAACCCCAAGGUCACUGCCUUCAUUGGCAACGGUGUAGUGAUCCACCUUCCAGGCUUGUUUGAAGAGGCAGAAAAGAACGAACGCAAAGGGAAAAGUCUACAAGGCUGGGAGAAAAGGUUGAUCAUCUCAGACAGAGCACAUAUCGUGUUUGACUUCCACCAAGCGGUUGAUGGCGUUCAGGAACAGCAGAGACAAGAGCAAGCAGGCAAGAAUCUCGGAACAACAAAGAAGGGCAUUGGUCCAGUGUACUCGGCCAAGGCAGCACGUAGUGGUCUCAGGAUAUGUGACCUGCUGGCUGACUUCAAUCAGUUCUCUGAAAGGUAUAAAGUAUUGGCCCAGCAGUACAAGGCCAUGUACCCCACUCUGGAGAUUGACAUAGAGGGAGAACUUGUCAAAUUAAAGGACUACGUGGAGCGGAUCAAGCCCAUGGUGAGAGACGGUGUGCACUACAUGUACGAGGCUCUUCAUGGUCCUCCGAAGAAGAUCCUGGUGGAGGGAGCCAACGCAGCGCUGCUGGACAUAGACUUUGGGACGUAUCCGUUUGUGACAUCGUCCAACUGCACGGUGGGCGGGGUGUGCACUGGUCUCGGCAUGCCGCCUCAGAACGUCGGGGAGGUUUAUGGUGUCGUCAAGGCGUACACCACCCGAGUGGGGAUUGGAGCGUUCCCCUCAGAGCAGAACAAUGAGAUCGGAGAGCUGCUACAGACUCGAGGGAAGGAGGUGGGCGUAACCACAGGCCGGAAGAGACGAUGUGGUUGGCUGGAUCUGGUGCUCAUCAAAUAUGCACACAUGAUUAAUGGCUUCACUGCUUUAGCACUCACCAAACUUGAUAUACUUGACGUGUUCGCAGAGAUCAAAGUGGGCGUAGCGUACAAAGUCGACAACCAAACUAUACCUCACUUUCCAGCCAAUCAGGAGGUAUUGCAGCGUGUGGAGGUCCAGUAUGAGACACUACCUGGCUGGAACAGCGACACCUCAGCUGCUCGGAGCUUCGAGGAGUUGCCUGAAAAUGCCCAGAAAUAUGUCCGCUUCAUUGAAGAGCAUGUGGGAGUGCCUGUCAAAUGGAUCGGAGUGGGCAAGUCUCGGGAGUCCAUGAUCCAGCUGUUCUAGAGGGAAGGAGGAGAAACGCGAGCAAAGAGGAUGCACAGCAGCGAAUCAACUGUACCCUUCUUCCUUUCACCCCCACACACAGCCUACCUACCUGUCUCAACUCUCCGACACAGACACGACCAUCAUGUCUGUCCUGUAGAGCUUCACACCUGUGUAUCAUCAGACCGGACCUAUCUGGCUCACACUCCCAUCAGACUCACCUCCCUGUGCGAGCAGUUCCCGACGUCUCAUCUGGAUUUUUAACAGUUUUAAAGUUUAAAAGGUGUUCCGCGGGCAAGCCCCCUCUUUAAUUUGUCCCCGCUUCUAUCGUAGCCGUUUUUAUUUCAGACGUACGCCACAGUCGGCAACACCAGCUGCCAUCAGGUCUGACAGAGGACGUGAGGACACGGACUCAACACACACCCCUCGGAGGAACUAUCCACAGAUGUUUGGUUGGUCAAACCUUGUACAAGUGUAUUUUUGUUAAUCUAUGCUGUGUUUUAAAUGCGCUGUGCCAGUCCGGUGUACAUCAGUUGUCAAGUUUUAACCUCGGCACUUUAGGUGCUUUGGACUGUAUCUGCUUCAUGUUUUAUUCUGCCAGGUGUGCAACACAUCCUGACUUGAUAAAGGGAUCCUUUAAUAUUUUAAAUGUGUCUUUUUGUGUUUGUUUUUUCGGCGUCUGACAAAUGUUAAAGAUUUCUUCUAUUGCCUUGUCAUUCAACCAAAAAAUUUGCUUUUAAAUUUCUUGUAGCUAGCGAUUGCUUCCACCGAACAGCGCUGUUGAUGAAAUGUUGACGUACAUCUUCCCGUACCGUGAGAAAAGGUACGUGUUUUUCUGUUUUUAGUGGGUGAGUUUUCUAUGAUACCAGUACACAGAAUCUGGUGUAACUAUCACUUUUUCAAAUCAAAAUCAAAUCACUAGGCCAGCAUCUGUCCACUCGCGCUCUUGUGAUUUUUUUUUUUUAUCUUACAAUCACCUUUGAUUACUUUCAGUUCAGUGUUGUGUUAAAGUGAAGAGGAAGGCAACAGUAACAGCUUUACACAGAGAGAAGAAAAGUGUAAAUAUGGGUUGAUACAUACUGUGUAAGGCAGUUGAUCAUCUUUCACUUUGUUUGUUUUUUUGUCCAAAACAGAAAAAUAAGUCAGUUCACGCAUUGUUCCGAGAUGGUUACCCUGACUGUCAGUCUCAUAGUCCCAUAAUUUAAACAGUCUAAAUAUGGGUUGGUGGUUCUACUGUGUGUUGUGUUGUUAUUUUCAACAUGUGAGAAAAGUAUUACACUGAUAUCCCAGACUUGGAAUUACAAGUAGGUGGCUGUUGUGUGUCUUUCCAACUCGGCUGCUUUUAUUUACAAACUUUACAAUAUGACAUGAAGGCAGCAUUGUUCUUCCUGUCUUUGGAAUUUGUACACUGUUAACAUGGGCCUUUAGAUAUCUGGAUUGUUACGCUAAAGGUUUACUCCAGUGGUGUAGCAUUGCCCUUCCAACGAAGUUAAGCUGGUCACAAGAGACACAAGUUAGUUUAACCAAUAUAUCACAGAGGUAUUGUUCCCAAUUUUAACUUGAAUUCGUAAAAUACUCUUCUUUUUUUUCCACUUCACUGGAGGACGUAUUUGCCACCAGAUAUGCUCUGAAUGUGUUUUUAUUUUUUUUAAGUCAGAGGGUUUAGUUACGCAUUUCAGGAAUUUUACUGCACAAUACAAAGUAUAGCUUAAACAACGACAUGAAUGGGUUCAUUACCAGAACUUUUUCAUAGAGGUCAUUUUGCUGGACAGUAUUCAGUCAUAUGAUCAGUAUAAAUAUAACUAUACAUUUUUUUUGUAAUCUCUUCCCUAAUGACCUAAACAUACUAUCACUUCUCUCAGGACAUGAAUGAAAUUACUUUUUUUUAAAAGUAAAUUUGUGCAGACCUGCUCUGCAGGAGUCCAGAAAACAUUCAGAAUUCCUGCAGAGCAGUUUUAGCAUUUUUGAGAAGCAAAGCUGCUCCCAUUGAUAAACAAAGCAAAUCAUUCACAUAACUGUAUUUACUGAUUCAUGGACACACUCUUGCUCCCUUCUGCCCCCUAGUGGCAGUUAAGAGGGAAGAAAACAAGUGACUCCAGAUCAUUCAUUCAUUUCUAUCUGCUUCUCUGAACGAUGUCUGUUUAGUAUCCAUGACCCUAUAUCUUCUGUCUCCUAACACUGUUGUGUUUGUCUCCUGCUGUUAUUUGCACAUUUAUCCCUUUACCUGCUCACACUGCCAACUUUCACGGAGUUCCCUCUCACAGACUCCUACCGUGGCAUCUGGUUAAGACUAAAUGAAUGUUUUAGGCUACAUACAUGCAAUACGCUCAUAAAAACUCUUGUGCUAACUCUUUUGUUCUUAUUUAACCCCCCUCGUUUUAUUUCCUUUAAAGUCAUUUUCAGGUUGGAAAAAAAAUCAUCACAUUUUCAAAAAAUUUAUCCUGACAUGAUACUUUGGUGUCUUUGGAAACUUUGGGAUCUCCACUAGAAUUUAAAAUAAAGUUCUGUGGGUUUGAA
Toxotes jaculatrix (banded archerfish) is the source of this 3933-nucleotide messenger RNA. Its product is annotated as adenylosuccinate synthetase isozyme 2. The coding region runs from base 67 to 1437 and encodes 456 amino acids. NCBI's taxonomy places the organism in Eukaryota, Metazoa, Chordata, Actinopteri, Toxotidae. Gene Ontology annotation, molecular function: adenylosuccinate synthase activity; GTP binding. Gene Ontology annotation, biological process: IMP metabolic process; 'de novo' AMP biosynthetic process. Gene Ontology annotation, cellular component: cytoplasm. The transcript has 13 exons. The record is from RefSeq and is a predicted model, not a curated record.